AUUAGGUCAUAUCCGGAACAACAGGCGAACUUGUAUAUGAGGAGGUUAAAAACUAUAUAGAAGAAGAGUAUCGCAUCAGAAGUUCAUUCGACCAGAAGCGGGGUUGUAAUGAUUUGAUAUUAGAAAAUGUUUCUCACCACGUUUCCUAGAGCUUGCCUGUGUUUAAACACCGUGGACACCACCUUACGUCACUGCCAGCUGACCGGUUCCAAAAGGUCAAGCAAGAAGAGCGAGGUCGUAGAUUCGUCCAGAGGUCAGGAGGUCAAUCAGGCGGAGCGUGAAAAAGACAACGAAAUUUGGCAGAAAAGGUCGAACAAAUCUACUGUACGAAGGUUGAAGUUUGUAAAAUGAUGUGGUUCCUGUGUUUUCUUCUCACAUUUUCGGGAUUGAACUGUGACCCUCAUUCUGAAUUAGUGGCUGAUAUAUAUCAUAAUGCUCCACCGAUCAUCAAAGCAGCUUUAAUUAAUGUCGGUCUCGCCCCUCGUAAAGACACCGUGACUUCUGUAGUAAUGAAACAACUUCCUUCACCUCCCAUACGACUUUCUUCACCUUUAACCCUGUCGAAUUUUCGUAAAUCGCAUCGUUAUACUCAUAGAAAUCUUCGCCCUCACACGUUUCCUAAAGUGUUUAUGGGUUCGACUCGUGUACCACCUCAAAGGGUGCAACAGUUGCCACCUCUCUCCCUUCCUCAAUUGCCAACCACUUCUUAUCCUAGAAGACGUAAACACCCACGCACUACAUACGCAUCCAAGUAUUAUCGAGAUAAUUUUAAACCUUUAACAAGUUCUCCUGAAAUGAAAAAUGCUCUGGCAAUUCAAGAAACAUCUAUAGAAAAUUUAGUUGUGAGUUUUCGUAAUGUCCAUUGCAAAGGGGAGAAGAAUUGGUGCGAGUUGGAUGCCACGUAUCCCGAAGAGGAUGUUGGAAAAAUCGUUAAACUUUGCGAAUCGUAUUUGGACAAGAUGUAUGCUCCAAUGCCAUUAAUCGUACCGACAUCUUUCGAUACGAAAAGAAAAGAAGAUAAUUUCUCAUCUAUAGAUUUAAAUUCUCGAUUAUCUGGACAGAAUUACUGGAAAAGUUCGUUAUGUCACGCCGAAAAACGAUAUUUUCGUCCCAGUUACGCUCGUGAUAUUAAUGGACGUUGGCAGAUUGUACUUCAAUCAUCGAAAUAUCCGCAGAGGAUAUCUUUAGAACUGUGCAAGAACGAAGGUAAUAGGUGCAACAAAAUGGCCGACUGUAUUAUUAAUUCACGAUGCGUGCAAAAGUAUAGUUAUCAGAUGUUGGUCAGUAUAGAUCCUAAGAAGCCAAAUACAUGCCCUUCUAUGAGAUUAUACAGUUUCCCUACUGCUUGCGUUUGUUUAACAGACAAUACUGUAUCUAAUCUAUGAUGCUGCAAUACUCUAAGAAGAGAUU
Molecule: messenger RNA, 1410 nt
Organism: Centruroides sculpturatus (bark scorpion)
Lineage: Eukaryota; Metazoa; Arthropoda; Arachnida; Scorpiones; Buthidae
Exons: 4
Coding region: 348-1385 (345 amino acids)
Biological process (GO): central nervous system formation; regulation of Toll signaling pathway; innate immune response
Cellular component (GO): extracellular region
Molecular function (GO): Toll binding; growth factor activity
Source: RefSeq, a predicted model, not a curated record